Prorocentrum cordatum is the source of this 1623-nucleotide messenger RNA. NCBI's taxonomy places the organism in Eukaryota, Dinophyceae, Prorocentrales, Prorocentraceae. The record is from the annotation of a GenBank genome assembly.
GGGUGGUCCCUGCCGCGCGCGGACACCUGCGCCGAGCUCGCCCGGCGCGCGGACGCCCUGGUGCCGGCCGAGGUCCGCGCGCAGGUGCGCAUGGACGCGCCGCGCACCUUCCAAGCGCUGCCUCCAGGCUGCCAGCCGAGCUUGCCUCGUCACGAGGCCGAGGCGCGCGUGUGCCGGGUGCUGCUCGCGUUCGAGUGGCGCAAUUCCAACGCGCAGGUCCGCGGGCUGGGCGCCACCUACACGCAGGGCAUGAACUACAUCGCAGGCAUGUGCCUCGGCCUCUGCGGCUGGAGCGAGGAGCUCGGGUUCCUGCUGUUCGCGCGCCUCGUCGAGGACGUGCUGGGCCUGGAGUACUUCUGCGAGUGGCCGCCGCUGCUGGGCUACCACACGGACGUUGCCGUGCUCCCCGACUUGGCCCGCGUGGCUUGCCCGUGGUUGCACACGGCGCUCGGGAGCAAGUUGUUCGAGGAGGUUAUCGCCAUGCUGGCUGUGAGACUGCUGGUGCCCUGCUUCGUGCUCACUGGCGCGCUCGAGGAGAGCAACUUGCUGCGCCUCUGGGCGGAGCUGCUCGUGGGCGGCCGCAGCGAGAGCGCCGGCUUCCUCGCCGCGCUGUCCUGCUCCGCCCCCGCGGAGGGCGUCCGCACGCCGCCGCGGCUGCCGCUGAUCACCUGGUUCGUCGGCGUCGUCGGCGCCCUGGGCCCGGAGGCGGCCUCAGCGGCGGAGCGCCUGGAGGCGGAGGAGAGGGGGAUGGCCGCCGUGAGCUGCAUCCUGCAGGGCCUCGCGACGCUGCCCCCCGGCUGGCACCCUGGCCCGCUGCCGCGCCCGCCGGCGUCGGUGGCGGAGGACCUCGUGCGGGUCCGGCGAUGCCUCGUGGCGCAGGGCUCGCACGCGCUGGCCAUCCGCUCGCUGGGCCUCCCGUCCGCCGACGUGGAGCGGUGGCAGCGGCAGUUCGAGGCCCUGCCGCAGGUGGGCCACGGCGAGGGCAUCGACGCCGCAACCCUGCGGGACGUGCUGCAGGUGUACACGCCUGCGCGUGCCGAUUAUGCGCACGAGCUGUUCCUGCUGCUGGACAGGGACGCCAGUGACAGCCUCGACUUCUUCGAGCUGAUGGCGGGCAUCCUCGUGCUCUCCAGGUGCCCGACGGCCAGGAAGUUGGACCUCUUGUUUCACCUGUACGACACGGACGGCUCCGGAGCGCUGGAGGUCGACGAGUUGCAGUGCCUCGCGGCGACUCUUGCGAGGCUGGCGCUCCCGGCGGAGGGGCUGCGCGAGGUGUCCCACGACGAAGUCGGGCCGUACGCGGACAGCCCCCUGAGCGGAGCCGCCCGUGCCGCGCCUGGCCAGGCGCGGCGCGAAAGGGCGCUGAAGACCGCCUCCGAGCUGGAGGAGUGCGCGCGCAUCCGGCGCCGGCUCUUGGCGCUGGACGCCGACGGCGACGGGAAGCUGUCGCUGGAGGAGUGGCGCAAGGGCGCCCAGUCGCUGCCCUGGCUGCUGCACCUGCUGCGGCGUGCGGGCGUGGUGGACUGCCAAGGUGGCUGCGCCGACGACCUGGCUUACUUCAACCUUGGUCCCGAGAAAUACCGGGAGUGCGGGCUGAUGCAGCAGGCCUGCGCGCUCCAGUGA